Messenger RNA from Mytilus californianus (California mussel), 3410 nucleotides. RefSeq names its product glucose dehydrogenase [FAD, quinone]-like. Gene Ontology annotation, molecular function: oxidoreductase activity, acting on CH-OH group of donors; flavin adenine dinucleotide binding. Bases 93 to 1928 code for a protein of 611 amino acids. The transcript is spliced from 13 exons. The record is from RefSeq and is a predicted model, not a curated record. NCBI's taxonomy places the organism in Eukaryota, Metazoa, Mollusca, Bivalvia, Mytilida, Mytilidae.
UUCACAGACAAGGAACUUAUUUCACCAGGUGAACGUUAUGUGUGACAACUUCACAACAGUGUCGAAUGCUAAAUUGAGUUCUUAGAUAAGCAAUGUUCUUGGGAACCUCCAUGGUAGCACUCUUUGCCAAUGCAACACUGCUUAACUUCCUAUCAACACAACUGCCUGCGCAAAAAGAUCCAGAUGGAAUCUUUGAUCAGCCUUUCAAGAAGUACUACAAUUACAUCGUAGUUGGUGCUGGAUCAGCGGGUAGUAUUAUUGCAACUAGGUUGUCCGAAGACCGAACAAAUGUGUUAUUACUGGAAGCUGGAGGAUCUGAUUUGGAAAACGAAUUUACCCGAAUACCAUCACAAUGGCUACGAACAUUAUGGACAAAGGAAAAUUGGAGUUUUGACACAGUACCACAAAAGUAUUCUUUUAUGUCAGAGGCUAGCCGGAAGACCAAAGGCCAUUGCGGUAAAGUCUUGGGCGGUACUGGCAGUAUCAAUGGAAUGUAUUACAUUAGAGGAAGUCGUUAUGAUUAUGACAAGUGGAAAAAAGAAGGUUGUACUGGAUGGGGUUAUGAUGAUGUUUUACCAUACUUCAAAAAGUCAGAAGAUAUUCAAAUUCCAGAGCUUAUUAAUUCCUCGUAUCAUGGACAUGGAGGUCCCUUGGUUAUUACAGAAGGACACACCGCUCCACUAGAGUUCCUUCAUAGGUUAGCAGCUAAGGAAAAAGGCUUGCCAGUCACUGACUGUAAUGGUUUUAAUCAACUUGGAUAUUGUGCCAUACAGGCAAACGUAAAAAACGGCGAACGUUGUUCUUCAGCAAGUUGUUUUCUAAGACCAAAAUUGCACAGACGGAAUUUACAGGUUGCUACCAACAGCCACGUUACAAAGAUUAUUAUACAAAAUGGCGAAGCCAAAGGUGUUGUUGUGAUGAAAAAUGGAAAGAAGACACGAAUCUAUGCCAGGGAAGAAGUUAUCAUUUCUGCAGGAGUGUUUGGGUCACCAAAACUCCUGUUAUUGUCUGGCGUAGGACCAAGACAUCAUCUGGAAAAGUUAAGGGUACCACUGAAAGCUGAUCUUCCAGUCGGUGAAGGAAUGCAAUAUCACAUGCAAUACUUUUUCCAGUACUCAAUUACUACUCCUAUGAAUAUGAACCAAGAGAAGGCUUUAGACCAGCAAUCCAUUAUGGACUAUAUAUUUUACAAAACAGGUGUUCAGACACGAUCUGGUAUUGAUGGGGCAAUUUUUGCACGUCUACCAACAAAUCAUGAUCUUGAUUUUUUGCCGGACAUGCAACUGACUUUUAUAGCAAAUGCAUUUGAAGGUGAAAACAUCAAAUGUGCAAUUCAAAGGAUGAAUCAUAUGAGAGUUUUUGACGAAACGUCUCGAUCAGCUGAUGUUGGAUUUGCAGUAAAUAUAUGUAAACUUCACCAUAAAAGCAGAGGAACAGUUCGACUGAAAAGCAAGAAUCCAAUGAAGCCUCCUCUUAUAGAUCCGCAAUAUUUAGCUAAUCAGGAUGACGUUGAUUCAUACGUAAAAGUUAUAAGGUAUAUGCAAGAAUUUGCAAACAACUCAGCAUGGAACAGCAUAGGAACUAAAUUUAUCAGGCAAGAAGAAUGUACAUCUUUCUGCAAAGCAUUUACUUUUGACACAGAUGACUAUUGGAAAUGUAUGAUUCGCCAUUAUGCAAGAAAUUCUAAUCAUCAAGUUGGUACCUGUAGAAUGGGAGCUCUUCAUGAUAAAACUGCUGUUGUUGACCCACAUUUGAGAGUGAUAGGAAUUAGAAAUCUAAGAGUUGCAGAUUCGUCAGUAAUGAGAAAUGUUCCAUCCGGCAACACGAACGCUCCAACAAUGAUGAUUGGAGAAAAAGCUGCUGACAUGAUAAAAAAGAGUAGAUAUAAACGACUCUUAAGUGUUGUUCUAUUAUUAGGAAAUGAUUAAAUAAGAAGCAAACCAUCUUUUUCAUAGAUAUUAAAUGAUUACUAAAUAAGAAUUCAAGACAUCCUUCAAUAUCGAGUAUUUGCUUAUGAUUUAAUUAAAUGUUUGUAACCAUUUGCAGCCAAACUGUUCAUGCUUGUCGACUACUCAUCUCCUGAUCUAUGAUAUUUGAACCUUUUGUCUGGGUAUUAUCAAAUGAAAAAAUAAAAGCUACAUCAUUGUAUAUCAGAUCUUACGAAAGAAAUAAAACACGGAUUUCUUUGACCACUUUCCUAUACCAGCACUACCGACUUUCAAUAAUUGUGUAAUAUGUGUAAAGGAUGAAUAUUAAUAAUCAGAAAUUGAAGUAACUGAACAUUAUAUUAUAUAAGUGAUCAAUCGGAUAGACACCAAUUUUCAAAUAGUAGAAUAGGAACCUCUAACCAUUUCGAAGCAAGUGAGUUCACCCCAGUUUUAGGUUAAAUUCAUAUUGUCAAAACUUGUUCAUACUUUUAUUACCCUAGAUCUGAUUCUAAGAAGACAGAGCUUUUAAUUUUAACUGAUUGCAUUUUAAUUCGUCCAUUGCCCCCUUGACAUAUUUUCCCCUUUUUUCUCAACUGGGUACAUUAUGUGCAUUACUUUAUUUGUACCUUCAUUAAAAGCGUAUUGAUCACACUUACAUUGUUUGAACCACUUGAUACCUUUUUUUUUUAUUUACAGUCAUUUAUUAUGACACGACAAGUCUUAAAACCAAUCUGAAAAAGACAAUAGUGUUAUCCCUUUGGAGGAAUUAUUCAUUUCUUUGUGUUGAAUGAUACUUACAUUACCAGUAACAAUUAGACCUCAUGGAUUACAGGUAUCAAGAAAUCUUCAACAGUAACAUGUUUUUGCGAUUAUUAUAAUCAAUGUUUCUCUAUGAUUUUAAAGACUUCUUAUCGAAGAUUUGAUCUCUGAUAGUCUAUCAUAUUACGGAAUUACCUAUAGUUCUACCAAUUGUAAAACACCAUUUUUCAUACACAUGGAAAAGAUCUGAAUAAUUCUGUUAUGAAAAUUGCAAAUACAAUUGUUUGAUUACACUCAAUAAUUAGCGUAAGAAGAAUAAUUUUAUAUGAAUAAAAUGAGAUGAUGAAGUGAUGAUAUUUGCAAAUAUCUUUAAAUUGGAAAGAGGCUUUCUCAUCGUCCUUCCAUCUUUUGAUUUUAAGGAACAUAUAUAAUAAUUUGAUACCAAGAUGUAUUUUUAACAUUUUGAAUGAAACAUAUCUUUCUCGAUAAUCAUCGAUGCGUUCAAUAACUCAAAAAACGUCCAUAUUUUCUUAAUUUUUUAACGGUAGAGACACUUUGUUUACAAAUUCUUAAUAUCCUCAUUAUAUCACAUUGUAUAUACGGAAUCUUGCAGUUGACUUGUCAUAAACUGUUAAAUAUGUAGUAUAUUAUGUUUUAACACUCUCUCAUGAACUGUAUUUUUUUUUUUAGAUAUUGUAAUAUUAAAUCAAACAUGACAUUACA